AUGGAUUCUCUACCUGCAUAUCAUGAGCUGAACAAAGACGUUGCAACUCUCGUCGCUCCGUAUCUCAACACUUCCGAUCUCUACUUUGGCUGUCUCGUCAAUUCUCACUUCAAUGCGAAAUUUGGCAAUUAUCUUUGGGCCAACCCAUUUCGAGACCUAGCCCAAAGAAAAGAACCUUGUGGAGUUGUUACCAGAUUCUUCUAUGCCUCUACAAGACAUGAUCUCAAGACGCUCAAGAGAGUUCGAAUUCUUGACCUGCGUGCACUACACGAGAUCAGACGUGAUAGAGCUCAAACAAAAGAUUGCGUCGUAUUCGGGCCCAAUCUGAAGCCUGAAUGGUUCUUUAAAUUCUUCAAGAAUUUUCCAGAUCUCAAUUGCGUCCUUCUCGCACCAACAUGCUCCGAAGACUACGGCGUAGCUACUGUCCCUGGCAAGCCAGAUGAUUAUGAUGGGGCGCCGCAGCUAGAAUUCUUGAGCGCGGCGGGUUGCAAUACGUUCAACUACUCCCUGAUUCUUAAUCAUAAUAUAACCAAGAACCUGAUAUAUCUCGACGCAUCUGAGACUGCUCGUAGUACAAACUGGAGAGCCAUGUUCACCAUACAGAACCUUCCAAAACUUAGGAUUUUGAAGCUGCGAGGCCUAAGAUUAACAGAUACCAUGUUACCUCCCAUUGUAAACAACUCUAGAGGGCAGAUUUGGUCUUUAGACCUUCGUGAUAAUCUCUUGACUGACAAUGUAAUCUAUCCUCUGAUACGAAGCUGCUUUCUGGGACGGUUGCCAAGUUACAAGCAUGGUCCACUCCGUGCAACAGACGAUGACCUAUUCGAAGAUCCUCCAAUUUACAGUGAAAUCAACGAAAGUAGCGACUCGUCUCCGACUACAAUAACUACACUUCGCCCUGAUAGUAUUCAUGACGUUGAAAGUUCUAGGCACGGGAUAAAUAUUCUUGAGCGAAGAAAUAAUGCUGAAGAUAACCUUUUAUUGGCAACAGGCCUGACCCAUCUCUACAUAUCAAACAACAAAUUCACAGCUCAUGCACCUAAAAUCCUCCUCGCCAGCACAAAUUCUCUACAACUCCUAGACAUCGGAUCCACCCGCCCCAAUCCACCCAUCGGCGCCGGCUCCAGUAUCGACACCCACACACAAGAACACAGCAUCCCCUAUCUCUCACGAACAUGGCAGCCCCAUCUGGAAAUCCUCCGUAUCCACCACUCCAUCGUGACACACCAACUACCAACCACCAAACCUCACAACCAACACUCCCACUCCCACUCCGACAACCCCGCAACCACAACCACACCCCCCAACAUCUCAACCCGCUACCAAACAACCCCCUCACCAGAUCCCCACACCCCCUUCGACCCAUCCAGCAAUCCUCGUCUACACACUCUAACCCUCACCUCCCUUCCCCGCAGAUCAAACCCAAGCAGCUCACUCUUCCCCGCCCUCCAACACUUCAUCCACCGUCUCUCGUUACAGGAACUCACAAUCCGCAACACCCAAAAAAAUCUCGCCAGCAGACGCGCUCCACCCCUCUACCCGGGACUUCGCGAACUGAUCCUCGAGUUUCUACCCGAGACGCGAUCUGCGGAUGGCGGCGGCGGUGGUGCUUCAAUUACGGAUGAUCAGGACGCGGAUGCGUAUCAUAAGGAAUUGGCUCGUGAUUUUUCUUUUUUAAGCCAGGAGGAUGUUCGCGCGGUCACGGGGAAAGAGAAGGGGGGAAAUGGGAAUGAAGGAGUGCAUCAUGUUGAUAUUGUGGAGGAGCUGAGGAAGUGGAGAAAGAGUGAGGUUUUGCGCUGGGGUGGGAAGUUGACGAUUAAGCUGUUUUAG
Botrytis deweyae is the source of this 1830-nucleotide messenger RNA. RefSeq lists its product as uncharacterized. The transcript is spliced from 3 exons. Bases 1 to 1830 code for a protein of 609 amino acids. Lineage: Eukaryota; Fungi; Ascomycota; Leotiomycetes; Helotiales; Sclerotiniaceae. The record is from RefSeq and is a predicted model, not a curated record.